Molecule: messenger RNA, 3648 nt
Organism: Mizuhopecten yessoensis (Yesso scallop)
Lineage: Eukaryota; Metazoa; Mollusca; Bivalvia; Pectinida; Pectinidae
Exons: 1
Coding region: 1340-2290 (316 amino acids)
Source: RefSeq, a predicted model, not a curated record
UCACCUAAAGUAUUAGUUUGUGUGGUGGUGUAGUGAGCGAGGGCUGGUGUGGCAUGCGUAUAUACAAUGAAAGGGGUUUUCAUAUACUACGUUGGUCCUCUACAGGAAUCUUUGACUUAUAAUUCCUCGCAAAUCCCAAUCAAUGUUGAUGGGAUUAUCAGUGACAUUUUAAGAUGAUUGUUUACAGACUGAUAACCCGGGACAUAUUAUAUUUACGUUGGGAAUACGUCUCGUAGUUUAUUAGCCAAAAAGGCGCAGACGUUCCGUAUGAGAUAUAGCCCCCCCGGAAGACUCCGUAGUGAAGAAUUACAGUCACAUGUUAUGCAAGGCGAGAAGACGUGUUUAUGAGUUUUUGGAGUUAUUUUAGAUUGAAACAAGAUUGAUAACGUGCACGCGUGUUGUUGUGGACCUGCUCCUCAGUGAAGUGUAAACAUUGUAUUCUGUGACUUCUCCGGUUAAACAUGGGAUACAUUUUGUGUUAUAUUUUGUGGUAAUGUGAUGGCGUGUUUAUCACGAAGCAUAUGCUGCCGAUGUCACGGCGUUGCACGGUGUCACCCGGCGAACAUGAUUUAAAUGUCUGUGAAUACAUCAACAUACAUAUCGUCUAUGUUCCAGGUAUCGACAGGUUACAUGACAAACUGAACAGUCAGAGGAUGUGAGAUUUUCUCCCGUCAGUUUAUUGACUAGAUUCUUUAAGACGUCAAGUGGUGUUUUGUGGUUGAUAAGCAGGGAUAUAUUACACCAUGGUUUAUCUGAAAGAACACUUCAAGGAGAACAGACCUAUGUUUAACAACCCGGAGUGGUUCGUGUGUUAAUAUUGACAGUCUGGAGCACGCAUAAACGUUUUCAACAGUUUUAAAACUUCUAAUAAAUAAAGACAUUCAUCGGGGAAGUGUAGACGGAGAUAUCACGUGAAAAGUUUAAAUGUUGAACGGAUCAACAAAGGAGGUCUUUACGACAGAUGAGUGAAUCGUUUAGUGAAAGGUUGAGAUCACUUUAACAGAGAGAAGUUUUUUGAGAAGUGACACUGGUUGUUUUUGUGUGCUCUGUUUGAUAUUGCAUGGAUGGCUAUUUUAAAUAGUUUAUCACGGUGAGAUGUUUAACUUGUCGACACUGACAGUGGCUUAUACAUACAAGCAUUAACUCCAGUACCGGUAUAUACAUGCCAACAAAUAUGCUUUGAUCGGUAUUCACCAGACGGUGUUAUUCACAAGGGAGGAACACAUUGUAAUGACUUUUCAAUAUACCAUAAUGGCUUUCAUUCAACGGGGAUACAAUUCAAUACAGGAAUUUAGGGAGGUAAUGUGAAAAAUUCCUGUGGUGGAACAUACAAGGGACAAUGGCGGGAAGAACACACAGAUCUAUAGUGUCAACAAAAUAUGGUGACAGGCCUCUUAUUGACGUUCCACCUAUUUCGUUCCCGCAACGUGUUUCGUAUCAACAAACUAUUCAAAACCCAAGAUAUCAAAUGGGGAAUCUAGCAGACGAUCUAAAUCUCCCGCCAAACGCACACCAGACAGUGACGCCCAUGUAUCCUCAGCAGAAUCAUGCGCAACCAUCAUAUGGCUUCAGACCGAAUUUAAAUCCUUACGGGAAUGUUAUACAGAAUUCCAACGUUAUUCCGUACCAAAGUGCACCGGUACCUUCCUAUCCAUAUCAAAAUGGCGGUCCUUCGGCCUAUCAACAACCGUACCAAAAUGAAGGUUAUCCUUCUACCAAUCAGGGAUUACAGGGUCCGUCAGGCGAAACCCAUCACUUUUACGGUCCACACGGAGAGAGAAUCCCUGCACCAAUUCUCAAUAAUAAUUUUGGUUUCCAUAACCAGAUGCGUUACCCGACCAACUUUAAGAUGAAAGGUAAACUUAAACGUGGCCAAAUGACAUCGAUUGAGGUUGUGGAAUCUAACAUUUCUUAUAGAGAUUUACCAGAUGUUGUGAUCAAAGACCUUAAACGUUUGUACGGGCAUAUUGACAAAGCGGAUGUGACAAUUAUAGCUGAAAGCGGUGAAUAUCAUAUAUAUGCAACACCUAAACAAAAUGGGGUACCUCAGGUCAAUCCAGGUUACAACUACGAGAGGCGCAGCCGCGGGGGAUCAAACACGGCCGACCACUUCACGAAGAAGUACCACCAAACUGAUGACGUAAUGUACAAAUUUGAUCCAACCGCAAAGACGUACUACGUUGAUCCUCGGUCAUACUCCGUGGCCAGUGAGGGCAGACGACCUCGCGAAUACAAGGUAACGGAGGAGCCCAGGCUCCCAGUACCUAAACCAGUCAGAAGAGACUUUUAAUUCAAAUUUAGCGCCAAAAAAUAUGCUUAUAUUUCAUUUUGUACACAAUAUUCCUUCUGGUGAAUCCUGAACGCCACUGGAUACAGUUUGGAAAAUAAACCUGUAAUUACAUGUAGAAGUUGCUAUGUACUCGGUUUAAAGUUCAUUGAAAUAAUACUUGUAAUCAAAGAUUAAGAUUUAAACUAACAAAAUUUGGGUUUUCUUUCGGGCUGGAUUUAAAUGAUGUAUCAUGCAUGUUUUAAGUAACUACAGUAGCUGUAUUUUACAUGAAGGUAAAUAGAAAUAUGUUUUUUCUAACAAUUAUAAAUGGUAGUUUCCAUUUAAGUUUGGAAGAAACGAUUUUGAGACAUGCAUUAAAUGAACUUGUUAAGUAUAUGUUCGUCUAAUUCUAUGCAAUACGUAUGUGUUGUUUUCACGUCAGAUGGCCAAGUUUAAUGUGCGACCGAAGCGUAUGAGUUAGAUUAUUGAGUCCACGCAAAACAAAUACAAUAUUUGUGGAAUUAACUCCUUCUACUGAGGACAUAUCAUGUUGUAUGCAUAAUACAAUUUCAAAGAUUUUAACGAAUAAUGUUUAAUUUGCUGCGUUUAUUUUACUUUUCCAAAAAACCGAACGAAACAACGUCAUGAAUAGAAUAACGUCAACAUAGUUAUAAUGUAAACAUAUUUAUAAUGUCAACAUAGUUAUAACGUCAGCAUAGUUAUAAUGUAAACAUAGUUAUAACGUCAACAUAGUUAUAAUGUCAACUAAUUUAUAAUGUCAACUUAGUUAUAACGUCAGCAUAGUUAUAAUGUCAACAUAGUUAUAAUGUAAACAUAGUUAUAAUGUCAACAUAUUUAUAAUGUCAACAUAGUUAUAAUGUAAACAUAGUUAUAACGUCAACAAAGUUAUAAUGUCAACAAAGUUAUAAUGUCAACUAAUUUAUAAUGUCAACUUAUUUGAAAUUCUGUAAUCAUUCACUUCAUCUGCUUGUAUUUUACUUCGUAGCAAAUGGACUUAUCAUGGCAAUAAUCUAAAUCAUGUAACUUUACAUCUGCUAAGAGCCGUACCAUGGACCAUUGACCUCCAAGUCUGACGCUCUACCAAACGAGAUAAAGAGAAAUUCUCUCUAGUCGAGUCGGUGGAAAGCAUAGAGUGUUUAGCCAGGUGGAGACAUAUAAUGCAUCAAUGUGCACCCUCGAUACUCCAGGGGUUACACUCACUUUUGCUUUUUGUACCCCUUGAAUAUGUCAUAGCAAAAUGGAAGGCUCAGUAUGCGCCACCUUGUUGAUGAGACUAGAAGACUAGUCCAAUCAUUUGAUGUACGUCAAAAGAAUCUCGCGGUCGCUUAACGGUAAAAAUGAAUGGCUUUGAAGUCGGG